AUGACCUCUGCAAUAUUUCUGUUGGAUUCUAGAGGAAAGGAAUUGAUAUCUAGAAACUAUCGAGGAGACAUACAAAUGAAUGUAGUUGCUUCCAAAUUUAUAUCAAGCGUUUUGACUAAAGAUGAUUUAGAUAGAUUACCAAUAGUCGAACAUGAAGGAAUCUCCUUUAUAAAUGUUAAAUAUAAUGAUGUUUAUUAUUCUAAAAGUAAAUCUAAAUGA
This is a messenger RNA of Heterostelium album PN500, 219 nucleotides long. RefSeq lists its product as uncharacterized. The record is from RefSeq and is a predicted model, not a curated record. Lineage: Eukaryota; Evosea; Eumycetozoa; Acytosteliales; Acytosteliaceae. The coding region runs from base 1 to 219 and encodes 72 amino acids. The transcript has 2 exons.